UCAGAGUUAUAACAACCUAAAAAGGAAUCCUUAAUAGUGCCGUCUCGCUCAUGCCCUUUACCGUGAGAACCCCGGCUGCGCGGCCGCCGCCGGCGCGGGGUUUGCACAACUACCUCAUUACGUGAUUUUGUGCCAUCUAAGUCACACUUAAAUUUUUUCGUGAAAAUAAAUUAAGUAGUGCCAAGUGUUCAGUGAUUUUUCAAGAUACACAAUGGGAAAAAGGAAACGCUCAAGGGAUGAAGAUUAUUCUAACAUACUCCGAAAGGUUAAAAAGUUAGAAGCAAAAUUAAGGCGUCGGCGCCGUUCAUUUUCUACAUCGUCUGAGAGUGACUACGAGCAUCGACGUUAUUAUGAAAUGGACAAUAUGGAUAUUCAAGGAGAUGAAAUCAUAGAUUUGGACGAAGUGGGUGUUCAUUCUCAGCCUACCCACAAUGAGAUAGAUUACGCCGCCCCCUACCCGCCGCCGCCAUCGCCUUCGAGCGCGCAGCCCGCAUCGUUCGCGGAGCGCGUACCGUCAGCGCACGCCGCGCCCGCGCCCGCGCCCCUCGCGCAGGCGGCGCCGCCCGGUGCAUUGUCUGCGCCGACCGUACCGCCACAGUCCGAGCCGUGCGCCCUAAGUGCGCUCGUUGAGUGUUCUGCGCCGCCCGUGACGAGUGCGCCGCCUAUGCAAGAUGACGUUCCAACUGCGCCUAGUGCGCCGUCUAAUGUGAUGUAUAACCAAACUCCUAAUAUUAACUGUACAUCGAAGAUAAAUACAGACGAGGCUCUUACAGAUGAGUAUGUACCGUCGCUAGAUCCGGAAAUACUUCAAUUGCUAGGCGACGACCCUACUACGGAGAAAAAAUACGGUGCUGAUUUGCAUAAGGAUAUUGCCUCAAGAUGGGCACAUAUAUAUUCUAAUGGUUUGCCUAAAGAGGUCCAAUUGGAGCUUGCAAAAAAUUAUUUGCCGCCAAAAAAUUGCCCAAAUAUUACUGCCCCUAAACUUAAUCCCGAAAUUAAAGCAGCUCUUUCUGAAAUAAACCUCAAGAAAGAUUUAUACAGUCAAAGUAAACAAAAUCAGAUUUCUACAAGUCUUGCUGCCAUAGGACAAGUUCUCAAUUGGGCCCUUUUACCAAACAAUAAUAUGCCCCAAGACAUAAUAAAAGCUUUAGGCGAUGCUGGAAGAUUAAUAUGUGACAUUCAUCAUAGAGAAUCCCUGUCGCGCCGUUAUGCGAUAUUAAAUAUUUUAAACAAAAAUGUGAGGGAUGCUCUCAAGGACACUCGAUGCGACGAAUAUCUCUUUGGCAACGACCUGAGUGAUCAUAUCAAGUCAUCUAAGGCAAUAAACAAAACUGGUUCAGACAUGAAGUUUACACCAUUACGCCCUGCAUACAGGCCGCCUGCAACACAGUUUCAGCGGGGAGCUUUAAACUCGAGGGGGGCGCCGCCGCGCAUACCUGCAGCGACCGAGCCGCGGCCGACCCACGCGCCCGCGCCCCACCGGCCGUACCGCCAGCAGGAGCGCCGCCCGCCGCCAGCGCCGGCGCCGAGGGGUCGCCGCUACAGCAGCUACACGCGGCACCAGCACUACCAGCGCACGGGCAGGCGUUAGCAGAGGAUCUCCAGAGUCUGUCAUCCGCUUCAUGCGAGCCUUAUCCUGGUGGCAGCGAAAUUAUCAGGCAAUCUAUGAUCAAGCGCGGGGUCCCACAAGCAUCCUUGGACGUAAUGAUGGCCUCCUUUGCUAAAAAUACUUUAAAGCA
Molecule: messenger RNA, 1739 nt
Organism: Leguminivora glycinivorella
Lineage: Eukaryota; Metazoa; Arthropoda; Insecta; Lepidoptera; Tortricidae
Exons: 3
Coding region: 212-1591 (459 amino acids)
Source: RefSeq, a predicted model, not a curated record